AUGAGCGCUGGCCAUGACGGGCUGCCAUCCUCUGAUGCCGCUCAGGCUUCCCAAGCUGCUCCAGCCGGCGCUAGCUCGGCCAGUGGACACUUGACCAAGAAGAUUCAGAAGGCACUGACAUUGAGGAUUGACUCUCAACAGUCAAGAGACGCACUGAAAUGUUUGUCUGGAUUCUUCAGCGAGAAUACUGUCCACAACCGGAGGAACUUACGAUCCUCCAUCGAGGGUGAGAACCUCUGUCUGCACAAGGAGUUUGUGCACGCAUUCGGAGCUCUGGAGAGCCAACUGGUGGGAUUGGAACGUUUGGUCGAUCGGCUGGAUGGGGCCGUGCAGCGUGCCAGCGACCAACUGAGAGCCAGCCGCUCCGAGACGCAGGCGAGUCUGGAGAAGGCAGCGGCAUUGCGCAAGGAGUCCAUGUCCAUCGAACUCAAGCAGCAGGUUUUGGACAAGUUCCUGACUCGGUUUCGCUUGUCAGAGGCAGACACGCAAGUUGUGCGUUCUGGAGACCGACCGUUGGACGACGACUUCUUUGCUGCAUUUGAAAGGCUAGAGCAGGUGCGUGCCAAUGCGCGCCACAUGCUGAGUACUAGUGGACAACAAACUUCUGGAGUCGAUAUUCUUCAUGAGACGUCCGAGGUGUUGGAGGCUUCCUACGAGCGAAUGUUUGUUUGGGUGCAACAACAGUGCCGCGGCUCAAGAGAUGCUGCCGUGGCAAAGAGCACGUCCGCGGAGCUGGAGACGCCUGCUGGGAACGUAUUAAAGCGGGUGCUGAAGCUAUUGAAGGAACGACCUGUGUAUUUCAACCAUUGCUGGCGCGACAUUGCGCGAGUCAGGAAGCAGGCGCUCCAGCACAGGUUCUUGGAGGCACUGACUCAGGGAGAUGCAUCCUGCGGGGCUCGGCCAAUCGAGCUUCAGGCUGGUGACCAAGUUCGCUACGUGAGCGACAUGCUGGCAUGGAUCCACGAAAAUGUUGCCACAGAGAGCGAAGCCGUCACAGCCCUGAUGGAGCCAGAGGCGAAGACUGGCAGCUCAGAGACGCACUCAGAUGCAGUUGAGGGCUCGACCGUCAUUGGGAUUGACGAGAUCCUUGACAUUGCAUUGGAAGGCGUUGCUGCAACACUUGUCGCCAAGACGAAGCAGGCCUUGCAGACCAACGUGGCGAUUGUUACAAUGUACAAAGUGGCCCAAGUGCUCUCGUUCUACGCGAAGACGAUUGAAGACAAACUUCGUCGAAGUGGCUCAGCGCUAGUUUCUACGUGUAUGGAUCUGCAUGCCCGAACGUACCAAAGCUUCCUGGACCUUUGGGAAGCACAGGCGCAAAAGCUUCGCCAGGGAGUUGCUGGGGUGUACGUCGCAGCUCUUUCUGCUCCGUCUUUCGUCUUGGAGGCCUCAAACACGUUGCAAGAAGUUCUGUCCAUUUAUGAGUUGGCUCCUGUUCCAGCUGGUGAGCGUGAGGCCGAUUUCUUGCCUGUGCUUUCUGCCGCAUUCGACCCCUUACUCAAUCAUUGCCAGCAAGUUGCAUCCAUGAUGGACACAGCAGAUGGACAUGUAUUUCUCAUCAACUGCGUGUGUGCCAUGCAGAUGCCCUUGCGGAAGCAUGACUUCACCAAUCAGCGACAAGAAAUGUAUACACUCUUCCUCGACGACCAGCUCAACCGACUAGUCGAAGGUCAGACCAAAGCCGUUCUGUCCAAAGUGGGUCUUGCUGAGCGUUUGAAGGCAUUGCGCGAGAAACUGCCGGAGACACCACUCAACUCGGUUCCUGAGUUGCACCCCGUCUCCCUUGCCACGACCCUGCGCUCCUUCUACAACUCCUUAUUCACGCUGGGUGGAGCAUUGUCCCUCCGACUGCUGGAGAGAAUCGACGACGCGACCUUGAGGGAAAAGGCCCGCAAAGGAGUAUCUGCACUCAUAGCUGCAGAGUACGAGGAGCUGUACACCGGGAUUGAAGCACUCGGCAUUGCCACGCACACGCCGAACCAGGUUCGAACAUUGCUUGAGGGAGUUUGA
Molecule: messenger RNA, 2010 nt
Organism: Symbiodinium natans
Lineage: Eukaryota; Dinophyceae; Suessiales; Symbiodiniaceae
Source: the annotation of a GenBank genome assembly